Messenger RNA from Acanthosepion pharaonis, 1563 nucleotides. Lineage: Eukaryota; Metazoa; Mollusca; Cephalopoda; Sepiida; Sepiidae. The record is from the annotation of a GenBank genome assembly.
AUGUUUCUACUUUUUCAUCAUUCUUUUCUAUCUUUCUUUUUUUCAAUCUUUUUUCUUUUAAUAUUUCUUUUUAAUUUUUACCGGGUUUUCUUUUUCCGCCGUUUCGUUUUUUUAAUAACAUUUCUUCUUUUUAAUGUUUCUACUUUUUCAUCAUUCUUUUCUAUCUUUCUUUUUUUUUUUUUCAAUCUUUUUUUUCUUUUAAUAUUUCUUUUUAAUUUUUACCGGUUUCUUUUUCCGCCGUUUCUUUCCUACUUGUUUUUUUUUCUCUUUCAAUUUCUUUUUGCUGUCUUUUUAAAAAAUAUUUCUUUCUUAAUCUUUACCUUCCUUUUCAUUUUGUGUCUUCUUCAAGACACGCUUUCCUUUCUGUGUUCAUUUUUUUUUUCAUUUGUUCUUUUUUUAAUUCAAAACUCAUUUAUUUUAAUCUAUUUAAUUCUUUCUUUCUUUCUUUCUUUCUUUCUUUCUUUCUUUCUUUCUUUCCCUUCAUUUAAUAUUUUGCUCACUCAUUUUAAUCUAUUUAAUUUUUCUUUCUUUCUUUCUUUCUUUCUUUCUUUUGUUUUCUCAUCAUUUUAUAUUUUGCUCACUCAUUUUAAUCUAUUUAAUUUCUUUCUUUCCUUCUGUGGAUCCUACCACAACACCUUCUUUCUUUCUUUCUUUCUUUUGUUUUCUCAUUAUUUUAUAUUUUGCUCACUCAUUUUAAUCUAUUUAAUUUCUUUCUUUCUUUCUUUCUUUCUUUCUUUCUUUCUUUCUUUCUUUCUUUCCCUUCAUUUAAUAUUUUGCUCACUUAUUUUAAUCCAUUUAAUUUCUUUCUUUCUUUCUUUCUUUCUUUUGUGUUCUAAUCAUUUUAUAUUUUGCUCACUCAUUUUAAUCUAUUUAAUUUCUUUCUUUCUUUCUUUCUUUCUUUCUUUCUUUCUUUCUUUCCCUUCAUUUAAUAUUUUGCUCACUUGUUUUAAUCCAUUUAAUUUCUUUCUUUCUUUCUUUCUUUCUUUCUUUCUUUUGUUUUCUCAUCAUUUUAUAUUUUGCUCACUCAUUUUAAUCCAUUUAAUUUCUUUCUUUCUUUCUUUCUUUCUUUCUUUCUUUCUUUCUUUCCCUUCAUUUAAUAUUUUGCUCACUUAUUUUAAUCCAUUUAAUUUCUUUCUUUCUUUCUUUCUUUCUUUCUUUCUUUCUUUCUUUCUUUUAAAUAACAUAGACAUUACCCGCGUCAUUAUCUAUCUAUCUAUCUAUCUAUCUAUCUAUCUAUCUAUCACUGUUCAAUUUAUCUGUCUAUCUGUCUAUCACUGUCUGUUCAAUCUAUCCAUCCAUCUAUCUCAGUCUGUUCAAUCUAUCUAUCUAUCUAUCUAUCUAUCUAUCUAUCUAUCUAUCUAUCUGCUUUUAACAUCUCUCUAUCUAUCAAGCUACCUAUUUCAGUUCAUAUUUACACUAUAUAUCUAUCUAUCUAUCUAUCUAUCUAUCUAUCUAUCUAUCUAUCUAUCUAUCUAUCUAUCUAUCUAUCUAUCUAUUCCAGUCUUUUCAUUAUCUAUGUAUCUAUCUGUUGUAAGCGAGGAAGAAUUACUGACUGAAGAAUAA